Messenger RNA from Alligator mississippiensis (American alligator), 4504 nucleotides. It is a transcript of the gene GCC1, whose product is annotated as GRIP and coiled-coil domain containing 1. Bases 63 to 2399 code for a protein of 778 amino acids. NCBI's taxonomy places the organism in Eukaryota, Metazoa, Chordata, Crocodylia, Alligatoridae. Gene Ontology annotation, cellular component: Golgi apparatus. The record is from RefSeq and is a predicted model, not a curated record. The transcript is spliced from 3 exons.
CCCGCGCAAGCGCGGGCGGCCCCGGCGGGGGAGGCGCGCAUGCGCAGUGCGUCUGGGCCUACAUGCGAGUCUGCAGGGCGCCAGAGCAGAACCGGAGCCGCGGCGCGAUGGAGAAGUUCGGCAUGAAUUUCGGGGGCGGCCCGAGCAAGCGGGACCUGGCGGAGACGAUCGAGUCGCAGAAGAAGCAGCUGCUGCAGUACCAGGCGCGCCUGAAGGACGUGGUGCGGGCCUACAAGAGCCUCCUGAAGGAGAAGGACGCGCUGGAGGCCAGCGUCACGGCGCUGUCGGCGUCCCACGAGGCGCACGGCGGCCCCCCCGCCCCGGCGGACGCGGCGGACGACGGCAGCUCGGUGCACAGCGAGGACAGCGGGGGCACGGCCGCCAGCGCCGACACGGCCGCCAGUUUCCCCAGCGCCAAGGGCGAGCUGGGCGCGGAGGAGGAGAGGGCCGCCCCGCCGAAAGCGGAGGAGGCCAGCGGGUCGGAGAGCGGCGUCAGCACCGGCAGCGCCGAGGCGCCGGAGGCCGACAGGCGGGUGCUGCAGCUGAAGACGCAGCUGGCCACCUUGACCAGCUCCCUGGCCACCGUCGCGCAGGAGAAGUCCCGCAUGGAGGCCUCCUACCAAGCGGACAAGAAGAAGAUGAAGCAGGACCUGGACGACGCCGCGAAAAAGGCGGAGGAGGAGCAGAGCCGGCUGGAGGCGGAGCUGGCGGGCGCCCAGGAGCAUCUGGCCGAGGUCAAAGCCCGCCUCAUCGCCCAGCAGCACGACCGGGCGCAGGAGCAGGGCGACCACGCCGUGAUGCUGCGGGAGCUGCAGCGCCUGCUGCAGAGCGAGAGGGCCGCGCGCCAGGAAGCGGAGCUGAAGCUGGAGGAGACCCGGGAGGCGCUGGCCGGGCGGGCGUGCGCGGCCGACCGCGCCGAGACCUACGAGCUGCACGUCCGGCGGCUGCGGCAGGAGGUGGAGGAGCUCCAGCGGGAGCUGCAGGCCGCGCGGGACGAGAGCGGCAAGCCGGACCCCCGGCUGCAGACCCUGCGGGAGGAGAUGGGCAGCCUCAAGCAUCACUUCCAAGCGCAGCUGCUGCAAGAGAUGAGAAAGACAGCCCAGGCAGAAGAGCAGCUCCGGCAGCAAGCCCAGAUGGAGGAGCGGCGCGUGGCCAGCUUGGAGGGGCAGGUCUCCGAGGCGUCGGAGCUGCUGGGCACUUACGAGAAAGCCAAGCAGAAAGACCAGCUGGUGAUUCAGAAGCUGAAAGACCGCAUCGUGCAGCUGGACCUGGAGAACAAGACCCUGGCUAUUGCGGCGUCCAGCCGGUCCCCCGUGGACCUGCACCUGGAGGAGGCCAACCUUGACGUCAACGUCCUGAAGGACAAAAUGGAGAUGCUGAAGAGGCUUCUGCAGGCAGCAGCUAAGAAGAGCCAGCCAGCUCUGGACAUCGAGAAGCUGUGUGAACUGGAGCUGCCGAGGGGCCACGAGGCAGGGGAUGGGGAGAAGGCCACUGCCCUCUACUACCAGCAGGAACUAAAGCAGCUGAAGGAGGAGUUUGAACGAUACAAGAUGAGGGCCCAAGUGGUCUUCAAAAACAAGUCGGCCAAAGACGGCAGCACGGCGAAGGAGCUGGAGGAGGCUCAGGAGCAGCUGGCAGAGCUGAAGGAGAAGUACGUCGCGCUGCGGCUGUCCUGCGAGGAGAUGGAGAAGCAGCAUCAGCAAGAGCUGGAAGCCAGGAAGCAGGAGCUGUGCCACCUGCAGCAGGGUCACCGGCAGGAGCUGGAGAGAUGCCAGCUGGAGUACCGAGAGAGGAGCCUCAUGCUGGAGGAGGAGAUGCACAAGCAGCGGGACCGCGCGCUAGCCAUGCUGGCGGAGAAGGAUCAGGAGCUGGAGCAGCUGAGAGCCGUGGCCGUGCCAUACGGGCUCCACGGCUCCAAGAGCUACAUGGGACCAGGAGGUAACGUGGGCGAUGACAGCUUAGCGGGUGACAUCUCCUCCGAGAACCUCACACAGGCCCUGCACAUCGCCGCGGCCAGUGAGCCCACCUUCUUCCUGUACGCAGAGCAGCUGGCUCGCAAGGAGGUGGAGAUCACAGCCCUGCGGAAGCAGAAGCACCAGCUGGAGACGGAAGUCCACCAGCUGCAGGAGAAGAUCCUGGUCGAGGGGGAGAAGCACAGGGAAGAGGUGUCCGCCCUUCAGGACCGUAUCCAGAAGACCGUCCGGGACCAGAGCAGGGAGGGAGCCAACCUGGAGUAUCUCAAGAACAUCGUCUACCGCUUCUUGACCUUGACGGACUCUCUAGGCCGUCAGCAGACGCUAACAGCCAUAUUGACUAUUCUGCACUUUAGUCCGGAAGAGAAGCAAGUGGUUAUGAGACACUCGGCCUAUGGCAGCUGGUGGCUGCCUGGGAAGAGAUGAGACCUCGUGCUCACUUGAACUCCUCCCCUUUAGUAACACAUUCCUGGUUUCUGUCUGUCCCGAAAGACCCAGCCACCCUUCCCCUUCAAGUGCGUGUGUCCUGGCAAACGCCGAGGGGCUUGGGGAGCCUUCAGCAGAGAGCUGAGCUUUUACACUAGUGCCUUUAGCGCUACUCUAAUGGCAGAAUCGCUCUGGUCACUUGCCAGGACCACAGAUGUCUUUGCUACGGGUAUCCACAGGAGGGUGGGGAGGAGACCCUGACUCAGGGCAGCAGCCGUGUUAAAUCUCCUUUCCCUGUUGGGCCAACCCUCCGUGCAUGCAAGGAAUAGGGGGACCCCGUCACUUGCUUGUCCGUGGGCCUGCACUUGAGCAGCGAAGGAAGCAGCCCUUUGGAGGUGGGGAGACGCGAUGCUCGUGUCACUUGAUGUGGGGAAAAGCAACAGGGUGAUGGUGACGGGUGAAAUGUAAUUCCCACUGUCCAGGAAUGGGAAAUCCUGGGCAGCUUUGCGUGAUGGCCAAAAUCACACGAGAGUGAAACAGCUCCUUGUUUUCAGUGGGGACAGCCAAAGUGUGCGGGGGAAGAUUGGGGAAGCGUAGCAAGAAGUCCCCUCUGCAGCAGGGAUUCUCCACGGAGCCGGACGUGGGCUCAUGCGGGGGGAAACGCUUUCCCAGCUCUUUCACUGACUGGCACUUUAUAACACCGGAGGAGUGAGAGGUGGCUCUGGACACAUCCCUGGUAUGUCUGCGGUAGAUCAGGCACUGCUCUGCCCCCAGCCCUCUGGGAGGAGACAGGCGCUGUCCCAGGAAGGAAGGCUGAGGGGACAAAGCUAAGGGGAUGCUCUGGCCCUUGGCAGUCAUUUGCAGGCUGCUGAGACUUGUGCCACGUCCUGGGUGCUUCUAAGUAUAAUUUUACUUAUUUUGUGACAGCUUGGACGGGGCCCAGAGCCAGUGCAAGCAGCAGGGGAGGGCAGGAGAAGCAGUUUCUCCCAAGACCAGGGACUCUUGUAGCUCUGGAGCAUCUGCGCGUGCUUCAGGCCUCACUGCUGUCAUCCUGAGCCAUGGGUGAAGGGACCAUGCGCAAGCCUGGUCAGGAGCAGAGUCCCUGGGGAGAUGGGCUGCAGCUGCCUCCUCCCGGGGUCGUGGGAAGGAAGAUCCUGCCAGGAAACAGGAGCAAAAGUAGUGGGGACUUCCAGUUAGUCCUGCUCCCUUUCCAGCAGGCACUGCCGCCUUUCUGGGGCAGGAUCGUGGUGCCAGCCAUGCAGCUUGCCUAGGGCAGAGAGGCACACAGGCCAUGAGAGCCCUCUCCGCUCUGGUUUGGUAACAAGCCAAGCUGGGAUCGUCCCUUCCCACUGAAGUCAGUGUUUGUGCCUGGGGUUGCGGUCUCCCUUGCCCCUGCCCCUCCUGUGCUUCAGUUUGUCCCCCUUUUUUUUCCACCUCCCACCCAAAAGCAGCAGUGUUUCCAUUUGCUGCCACUGCAGUGUUCUUGUUCCCUGCCCCUCUUCCCCAUCAUGGACCAGCACUGCCAAGCCAGGACUGCCUGCUCCAUGGUCGCACAAGGCCCCUCGAGCGCUGCACACGCGCUGCCAGGGCAGGGUGAUGUUGCUACAGCAGGUCGGGGCACGCGAAGCAGGGAUGAAUGGCGCUACUGGCUCUGCCAUCCCUCGGCAGCGUGGGGUAUCCGCGCUGGGACCUGCCGAGCGCUGCCACCUCAUUCCUCCGAGCAGGAGGGGAUCAGGCGCUGCUCUUGGGCACCGUGGUGGGCUUCCUGCCGCCGGGGCAUCCCGGUGCUGCUGGUGAGCAGUAUUAGUAGGGCCUAUCCAGGUUCUCUGCCCUGCAAUGGGUUUCCUUUGCCCCUUUCGGUGUAAUGGAUCCGGCCAUCCCCGCGGCCCCUUUCCCAGGGCUGCCAGCUGGCCCUGGGACCGGGGCUGGUGUCCAAGGCUGAGCUUCUUGGUUUCCACAAGCCAAGGUUUGGGCCAGCGAACAGCAAAGCUUCUGCCCUCCCUCGGACGGCUCUGCCAGCGGCAUCGGGAGGUCUGGACGACGAUUUGCCUGGUGCACGUGUGGUCGUACGAGGGUCUCAUUAAAGGUGCAUUGUGUUCCCGGCA